AUGCAGGAUCAGAUAGGGAUUCCAGCCUGUUUUUCAUCAGGGGAGAAGAACAUUGAUGAAGAUCAUCAUCAUCUUCAUCAUCUUCAUCUUCAUCAAAAUCCUUCUGCAAUUACCAGGUCAGGCCAGAAUGUAUUCAUGUCAGUCUACCGGACAAAGCUCGCCGAUCAGUGCCGGUCGAUCGCCGUCGCCUGGUUCAAGAACUUGCUCAUCCAUGGCCUCUCUGUCUCCAUCCAGGGCCCUGAGGGAGACACUCAAUACACCUGCAGAGUUGAGGUCAAGAAGCCAUGGUGCUUCUGGAAGAAACAGGGCUCCAAACGCUUCCUCGUCGACAACGCCAAGCCCGUCCAUGUUUUCUGGGACCUCAAAGCUGCCCGCUUCAACGGCGACGUCGAGCCGACCUCCGAUUACUACGUCGCCAUUGUCUGCGACGACGAAGUCGUCUUGCUGCUCGGGAAUUUGAAGAAGGAGGCUUACAUGAGGACGGGAUGCCGCCCCGCCCUCAUCGAUCCGGUCCUAGUGUCGAGAAAAGAACACAUUUUUGGCAAGAGGAAGUUUCUUACAAGAGUUAAGUUCCACGACAAGGGGAGCUUCCACGACGUGUCGAUCGAAUGCAAGAACAGAGGCUGCACCGACGCCAAGAUCGAUCCGGAAAUGGAGAUUAGAAUCGACGGGCAUUUGGCUAUCCAUGUGAAGCAUCUGCAAUGGAAAUUCCGAGGCAACGAAUGCAUCCGUUUCAAGAAAGCUCGAAUCGAAGUUUAUUGGGACGUGCACGACUGGUUAUUCAGCCCCGGUUUACGCCACGCCUUGUUCAUAUUCAAGCCAUCCGCAGUGUCGUCGUCUUCUUCUCCGACAGCCUCGUCGUCGAACUCGACCGACGCCGGAUCGCCGGAGUUUUGCCUCUUUCUUUAUGCCUGGAAAGUUGAGUGA
Molecule: messenger RNA, 927 nt
Organism: Andrographis paniculata
Lineage: Eukaryota; Viridiplantae; Streptophyta; Magnoliopsida; Lamiales; Acanthaceae
Exons: 1
Coding region: 1-927 (308 amino acids)
Source: RefSeq, a predicted model, not a curated record